GCUGGUGGAGGAGGGCAGGGGCCCAAGGCCGGGCCUUGCGUUGCCUCAUUAAGCCGGAUGAAAGGACUCCCUGGGGAGCAUCGUCCUGAUUCCUGGCCAUCCUGGCGGGUCAGCACUGCUCACCUCUCGGCCCCUGAGCUGACCGGACGUCUUGGGAGUGAGCGCCAUGGUUUCAUUCCUAGUGGGCCAGAAGGACAAGCUCUUCCAGAGCAGAGCCCAGACCUACAGGAUCCCAGCCCUGAUCUACCUGGCCCAGCACCACACUCUGUUGGCGUUCGCUGAGCAGAGGGCUGGCAAGGCCGACGAGAAGGCCAAGAAAAUCAUCCUGCGCAGAGGGCAGUAUCAGGCGGAGGCCCACCAGGUGCAGUGGCAAGAGAUGGAAGUGAUGGAGACAGCUCAGUUGGAAGGUCACCGCUCCAUGAGCCCCUGCCCGGUGUAUGACGAGGACACGGGGACCCUGUUUCUGCUGUUCAUAACCGUCCCAAAUGAAAUCUCAGAAUCCUACCAGAUCCAAAACAAGACCAACCUGGUGCGCGUGUGCUACGUGACCAGCCGGGACUUGGGGAGCACCUGGAGCCCAGCCACAGACUUCACCUCUUCUGCCAUCGGGCCCAUCUACACGCAGUGGGCCACAUUUUGCAUUGGGCCGGGCCACGGGGUGCAACUCCACAACCAGUCCCGGAGCCUGGUGGUCCCCGCCUAUGCUUAUCGGCUUCUCGAGUCCCAGAAGCCCACCUCCCAUGCCUUCUGCCUCCGCAGUGACGAUCACGGGGAGACAUGGAAGAUGGGACACUUUGUGAGCAUGGGAAACACCUUUGAAUCCCAAGUGGCCGAAGUCUCCGCUCACGGACAGAAGGUCCUGUACUGUAACUCCAGAAGCACCCUCGGGAGGAGGGUCCAGGCGGUCAGUCCCAAUGAUGGGGACGACUUCCAGGAUGCUGGACAGAUCGAGAAACUGAUCGAACCACCAUAUGGCUGCCAUGGAAGUGUGAUCGGCUUCCCUAAUCCCACCCCAAAUGUCCCGGGCUCUGCGGACACCUGGGUGCUUUACUCCCAUCCCACAGAUCCUCUGAGGCGGAGAAAUUUGGGCUUGUAUAUUAACAGGGAUCCCUUGGACCCAGCAGGUUGGAGCAAGCCGGUCAUCCUCUCAAAUGGCUUCUGUGCUUACUCGGACCUCCAGUACAUGGGGCUAAGCCCCAAUGGGUCACCCCGGUUUGGCUGCUUAUUUGAACAUGGAGAUUAUGAGGAAAUCUUCUUUGUCACGCUCACCCUCCAGGACCCCUUCUAUUAGCGACCGCUCGUGCCAGGCAAGAAUCACUUCUCCCGCUUGGAUCUACUCUUCCUCUCUGAGCAUGUC
Molecule: messenger RNA, 1357 nt
Organism: Sarcophilus harrisii (Tasmanian devil)
Lineage: Eukaryota; Metazoa; Chordata; Mammalia; Dasyuromorphia; Dasyuridae
Gene: NEU2
Product: neuraminidase 2
Exons: 3
Coding region: 167-1291 (374 amino acids)
Biological process (GO): ganglioside catabolic process; oligosaccharide catabolic process
Cellular component (GO): cytoplasm; lysosome; membrane
Molecular function (GO): exo-alpha-sialidase activity
Source: RefSeq, a predicted model, not a curated record